Messenger RNA from Microplitis mediator, 450 nucleotides. Its product is annotated as cysteine-rich venom protein 6-like. Bases 107 to 364 code for a protein of 85 amino acids. The transcript is spliced from 3 exons. The record is from RefSeq and is a predicted model, not a curated record. Lineage: Eukaryota; Metazoa; Arthropoda; Insecta; Hymenoptera; Braconidae.
UUUUCGUAUAAAAGAAUCUCAAAAAGUUAUUUAUGAUUAAUUAACUUUAAAACUGCUGUGACCGAAAAAAGUGUGUUCGUCUUCUUCGUCAGAUUUAAAAGCAAACAUGUCUCGAUUUUUAUUGAUCAGCCUUUUCCUCAUCGCUGCCGUAGUGUUACAAGUUACGGCAGAUUCAAUAUGUGACGCUGUUGAAUGUUCAGAAAACCGACAAUGCUAUGAAUGUAAACAGUGUACUAAAACAUGCAAAAAUCCGAACCCAAUGUGUCCAAGGAUAUGCGACCCAGGUCCAGAUUGUGCUUGUAUAACGGGUUAUGUUCUUCAUAAUAACAAAUGCAUUCCCAAGAGUAAUUGCCCGGGAGCUUAAAAAAUUCACUUAUUAUUAAUCUAAUUAAUAAUCAGUUACAAUAGUAUGUCAUUGUCUAUUGAUCUAAACAAAUAAAUAACAUCUGA